Cyphellophora attinorum is the source of this 1401-nucleotide messenger RNA. RefSeq lists its product as uncharacterized. The record is from RefSeq and is a predicted model, not a curated record. NCBI's taxonomy places the organism in Eukaryota, Fungi, Ascomycota, Eurotiomycetes, Chaetothyriales, Cyphellophoraceae. Bases 1 to 1401 code for a protein of 466 amino acids. The transcript has 3 exons. Gene Ontology annotation, molecular function: DNA-binding transcription factor activity.
AUGAACAACAGCCCAGGAACAAACAUCGCCCAGCAUGACAUUGCGGCGGCUCUGCGAGGCAGUCCAACCGAUCGCCCACUCAAGGCGCGACCGCGUAAAGACUCACUGCAUUCAAUCUCGGACUCAGGUUCCAAUCCCGGCCGUAUUGUAAAGCCUCGAGCUCGGAAAAGCCCCGGAUCUGGUGCAAAGCGAUCCGAGCCGGCCAAGCGGAAAUUCAUCUGUUCAUUCAGUCACUACGGCUGCGACGUAGCACUCAGCUCGAAGAAUGAAUGGAAGCGACAUGUGUCAAUUCAACACCUACAGCUUGGCUUCUAUCGUUGCGAUGUAGGUCCUUGCAAUCCGGAGUACAACCCUGGAGUUCCAGGCCACAAGCGGGUCUACAAUGACUUCAAUCGCAAGGAUCUCUUCACUCAACACCACCGUCGAAUGCACAAACCGGAUAGUGGCCCUGGAUCAGUCGCCUUUGCCGGUCAAGAAAGUAGUGCAGAUUGGAAAGCCUUCGAGGACACCCUGGAAAGUGUUCGUCAACGCUGCUGGAUGGAAAAGCGCAAACCUCCCAUGCGAAGCACGUGUGGCUUCUGCGGUCGUGUGUUCGAGGGCGAUGGAAGCUGGAAUGAUCGAAUGGAACACGUCGGCGGCCACUUCUCCCGAGACAUCAUUGACUCAAAGGAAGAGCGCGAGGAUGAAGAUCUCACCAAUUGGGCGCUACAGGAGGGCAUCAUCAAGGACGCUGGUAACGGCAGACAUGUGCUUGCCGAUCAGCCUCCUUCGACGCUUCCUGGACAAGAGCUGCCCAUGAACCACAACCUCAUCGAUCCGUCCAUUAGCAAUGCGGGUUAUUCAGACCCCAACUCAUUCUCCCAGAAUGGUAUGGAACCCUACAUGACAGCCAUCGAAAUGGCUCAACUCGCCAGUUUUGCAGGUACACUGACGCAUCUUCCACCAUCAGGUCAAGGAUCGCCCAACGAUCGUCGUCCUUACAACCUCGCGCCUCCCCCACUCGGCAGUCUCGAUGACGACAACAGGGAGCUAGGCAGUGGUGACCGUCUCGAGGACCUAAUACACCAGUUGACCAAGCCGAAGGAGCCUCUCAUCCAACGACGCUUAGCUUGGAGUUGUGACUGUCAAUUGACCUUUGCCGUCAACGUCGACGAGAACGACAAACAGCUGAUCGACCGACUGGCCAACAUCAGCAUCGUUUGUGGCAAGUCACAACCAUCUUUCCUCAAGAAUAAGAGCAUGAGACAGACGGUGCUCAAGUGUGACGAGCUCGAAGGCUAUAUUGAAAAUCAAUUCAAGAUCCGAAUUGAAACGACUGGCGUCCAAAUCACGCCGAUGGCAGCUCAACUGGCAGCAGCUGCAAAUGAGGCCGUGGAGAACAACGCCGCGGCAGCUCAGUAG